This is a messenger RNA of Aphidius gifuensis, 2167 nucleotides long. RefSeq lists its product as uncharacterized. NCBI's taxonomy places the organism in Eukaryota, Metazoa, Arthropoda, Insecta, Hymenoptera, Braconidae. The coding region runs from base 107 to 2167 and encodes 686 amino acids. The record is from RefSeq and is a predicted model, not a curated record. The transcript is spliced from 2 exons.
UAAUAAUGUUGGAAUUAAUAUUAAUACAGAAAAUGUAACUAGAAUUUCUUUCUCUGAAAACAAUCCUGUUACUCAAGAAGACUCUUGGAUUAAUUUGGCUGCAAAAAUGUAUAGUUAUCCCGAUGUAUCAAGAAAACGUACGUUAGAAAUAUUAACAGAUGUUCGUGAUUUAAUUAAAAAUAUUUUCUCUGAAUCAAUCAAUGACAUUGACACUAUAAAAAAUGAAAACAAUAAUUUUAUGGAUUUGAAAACUAAAAUUGAUGUUGUAGACCAAGUUAAAAAUAAACUACAAGUUCGUUCAUGUUUAUUUGAUAAUUUUAAAACGGAAUACAGCUUUUUUGAUAAAUUUCGAGCAUCUCAAAAUUUUGUUGAGCCUAUAUCAUACCUCUUGGGAGAAAGACGUGAUUAUCGUGUUAAACAUCAAACAACCAAGAUGAAUAUGAUCCCAGUAACUGCUCAAUUUAUUCCACUGCGAUUAGUAUUUAAAAAAUUUUUUGAAUUACCAUUUAUUUUUAAUGAAACAAUUGAUUAUAUAAAAUCAUUAAAAAAAAGUAAUGAUAUAAUUUCUAAUUUCAUCCAAGGAGAACUGUGGCAAUCUCUGAGUUUGAAUGAUGGAAACAAAAUUGUAUUCCCUAUUUUUUUAUAUUUCGAUGAUUACGAGAACAAUAAUCCGUUGGGCAGCCAUCGAGGCAUAUCAAAAUGUGGUGCAGUAUACGUUUCUAUACCAUGUUUACCUCCACGAUUUCAAUCAAAACUUAAUAAUAUUUUUCUGUUUAUAUUGUUUAAUACUUUGGACCGUAAUUACUUUAAAAAUCCUAUUAUUUUUUCAAAAGUUAAAGAUGAAUUAUGUUUUUUAGAGGAAAAUGGAAUUGUUAUUGAUUUACCAACUGGCCAACAUAAAUUAUAUUUUCGUUUAGCAUUAGUUCUGGGAGAUAAUUUGGGAAUGCAUUCAUUACUAGGUUUUACUGAAAGCUUUAAUCAAAUUAAAUUUUGUCGUUUUUGCUUAAUAGAUAAAGACGAUAGAAAUAAUAUUUUUUCUGAAGAUCAAUGUACGAUACGUAAUGAAGUAAAUUAUGAAAAUCACUUAAAUUUAAACGAUGCAAAGCAAACGGGAAUCGUUAACCGAUGUGUUUUACAAGGUGUUGGAAAUUUCCAUCCAAUUACAAAUGCUUAUGCUGAUGUUCUUCAUGACAUUUUAGAGGGCAUUUGCCGUUAUGAUUUAGGCCUAAUUAUUAAUUAUUAUAUUGAAAAUGAUUUUUUCAAACUACAUGAAUUGAAUGAUCUCAUCAAAGGUUUUUAUUAUGGGCCAAAUAGAAACAAGCCAGCUGAAAUUUUACAGUCUCAAAUAGAUAAAAAAAAAAUUAUUAUGUCAGCCUCUGAAAUGCUUACUUUAGUUAUACAUUUACCUAUUAUAAUUGGCCAUUUAAUUCCAUCUGAUAAUGAAGUGUGGCAAUUGAUAUUAUCAAUGAGUUCAAUAACUAAGUUAUCAACGAGUUAUGAAUUAGAAAAAAAUGCCUAUAAUGUAUUACGUGUAGAAAUAAGUGAAUAUUUACAGUUGUUAUCAGAAUAUUUUCCAGAUUCCAUGAAAUGUAAACAUCAUUUUUUAAUUCAUCAUCCACGAGUGUUACAACUCUGUGGAUCUCUUUGGAAAAUUUCAACUAUGCGUUAUGAAGCUAAACAUCGUGAGGCAAAAAUAACUUCAAGAACUGCUAUCAGUCGUGUUAAUAUUUGUAAAACAAUUGCAAUCAAACAUCAGUUACAACUUAAUUAUCGCUUUUUAUUGAAUGAUACUUCACUAGAAUUUAAUUAUGAUAAAAACUCGAUAAAAGAUUUCAAUGUUAAUGACUUAGAAGCAGCUUUUGAACUUAAAAAAAUUUUGCCUCAAUCAAUAUUGAAUAAAAAUAUUUACAGUCUAAAAAAAUUAGAUAACCAAGGUUCUUCAAUAACAAUUGGCUGUGUUAUUAUGAUAGCAAGUGAGGAUGGCCCUAAUUUUUAUAUUAUAAACAAUAUUUUAAUGGAAACAUCCACACAAUAUUAUUUUAUAACAAAAAAAUUAUUAGCUGUAUUUUUAGAUGAACACACCGGGCACUAUGAAGCCUGGUUUAAUGCACUUUUGGCUAUAAACGCAGCAAAUAAUGACUCAACAUUGCUUACAAGUUUAAUUUAA